AUGAGCGACGACGACAUCAGCCAUGCCAACCUUCUCAAGAGUGCUACUGCUAGCCCAGGGUAUCUAGAGAUAACUGCAACUAGCCGUGGUCGAGCGGAGACUAUUCAAUCUCAUCAGGUCAAGCUGUGCCAACAGCUGCUUCAGUCCCGGCUUCAGCAGAUUGAACUAAUGGAAAGGAAGCUUGAAAAGCUGGCCAAGUACUCGACGAAGCUGCUAAAUGCGCACGAUGAGCUGACUACAAUGAUCUCGCUCGAAAAGGAGGAAACCACCCGCAUUGCAGCCGUGGCGGGGGUUCCUAUUCGCAGCUCAAAAUACGUCAUGUCUUACUCGGUUGUGCUGGAGGAGUGUUGCAGUUCAAUGCUAGGCCACACGCAGCAUUGA
Phytophthora nicotianae INRA-310 is the source of this 381-nucleotide messenger RNA. RefSeq lists its product as hypothetical. Lineage: Eukaryota; Oomycota; Peronosporomycetes; Peronosporales; Peronosporaceae. The record is from RefSeq and is a predicted model, not a curated record. The coding region runs from base 1 to 381 and encodes 126 amino acids. The transcript has a single exon.